Leucoraja erinaceus (little skate) is the source of this 714-nucleotide messenger RNA. Its product is annotated as carboxy-terminal domain RNA polymerase II polypeptide A small phosphatase 1-like. The record is from RefSeq and is a predicted model, not a curated record. NCBI's taxonomy places the organism in Eukaryota, Metazoa, Chordata, Chondrichthyes, Rajiformes, Rajidae. The transcript is spliced from 5 exons. Gene Ontology annotation, molecular function: RNA polymerase II CTD heptapeptide repeat phosphatase activity. The annotation marks the transcript as partial.
CAUCCACUGUGUGAACCUCUGCAUCUUCCCCCCCCACACACACUUGUAUCUCUCUCUAACGUACAGGGAGCUGGGAGACACCUACUCCCGGAGGUCAAAGUCCAGGACAGUGGGAAGAAGUGCGUGGUGAUUGACCUGGAUGAAACGCUGGUCCACAGCUCGUUUAAGCCGGUGAAUAACGCAGACUUCGUGGUACCAGUGGAGAUCGACGGGGCCACGCACCAGGUCUAUGUUAUGAAGAGGCCUCACGUGGAUGAGUUUCUGCGGAGGAUGGGGGAGCUGUUUGAAUGCGUGCUGUUCACCGCCAGUCUGUCCAAGUAUGCUGACCCCGUGGCUGACCUGUUGGACAAGUGGGGGUCGUUCCGUUGCCGCCUCUUCCGGGAGUCGUGCGUCUUUCACCAUGGCAACUACGUCAAGGACCUCAGUCGUCUGGGCCGGGACAUGAACCAGCUGGUCAUCUUGGACAACUCGCCCGCCAGUUACAUCUUCCACCCCGACAAUGCGGUCCCGGUGGCCUCCUGGUUCGACGACAUGUCCGACACGGAGCUCCUGGACCUCCUGCCGUUCUUCGAGAGGCUGUCGAAGGUGGAGGACGUCUACUCGUUUCUGCAGGAGCAUAAAUCCAGCUAGCAGCGGGCUGGGCGUGUCGGCGCUGAGCGGGAAAAUCCAAAGGAGUUUGUCCGCCCCUUCCCCCCCCCCCCCCCCCCCCCCAUC